Cydia splendana is the source of this 670-nucleotide messenger RNA. Its product is annotated as synaptic plasticity regulator PANTS. The transcript is spliced from 4 exons. The record is from RefSeq and is a predicted model, not a curated record. Bases 144 to 614 code for a protein of 156 amino acids. Lineage: Eukaryota; Metazoa; Arthropoda; Insecta; Lepidoptera; Tortricidae.
CCGCUAGUGCUAGUUGUCAAAUUUUAAACAAAGAUUGAAAUUGCUGUAAUUCAUGAAAGAAACUGAAUAAGGUUAUGUUUCCUCGGUCUCCAUAAAACAUCGUGAACUUUAUAAUAUUGUAAUUAUUUUAAUUGGUCCUGAGUAUGUCGCCAACAAGUAGUGAAACAGCUAACGAAGAAACCACCAAGAGCCAAGUAGACCUUGAUACAGAUAAGUGGUUUAUAAGAGACUGUGAGAUCUACAAGGAUGAAUACAAAGAGUGCACGAGCUUCCGUGGCCGUUUCCACCAGUACUUCAUUUUCGGUGAGACCCUCAACUGCAACCAGUGGAAGAAGGACUAUGAUAACUGCUGCAAGUGGGAAUCUGACAGGGAUGAGAAGGCAGCUACAGCACUUAUAGAGAGUGAAAAGGAGCGUCGCUUGGAAAGACUAAAAGCCCAUUACAGAAAUGAUAUCUGGAAGAAGCGAGAGGGCCCACCUGCCGACUGGGAUAAACCACUACCUGAGUGGAUGCAGAAGAGACAGGAGAACACAUACCUGGAUCAUAAGGCUAAGGAAUACAGAGAAGGAACGCUAGGAGAGACGCCUGGGGAAUGGGGGUGUUCGAUCAUGUGAUAUAUAUACAAAUUAGUAUUAAUAUUUAUUAAAUAUAUGUAGGCGUUUGAGUGUUA